This is a messenger RNA of Malassezia restricta, 264 nucleotides long. Its product is annotated as COX assembly mitochondrial protein 1. The transcript is spliced from 3 exons. Lineage: Eukaryota; Fungi; Basidiomycota; Malasseziomycetes; Malasseziales; Malasseziaceae. Bases 1 to 264 code for a protein of 87 amino acids. The record is from RefSeq and is a predicted model, not a curated record.
AUGGCGUCCCAGAACAGCACACAUGUGAUGAGCAAUCGCGAGUUUGAGACAUUUAUGAAAAACCGUAAACUCGAAGCAUACAAGGCGUGUGACCCGCUUGUCCAAGAAUUUGUGGCCUGCUCGCGCAACCGCGUCUUCUCCGUACUGUGGGCCUGCAGUGAACAAAGCAAGCGCAUGAAGGACUGCAUUAGAUCCUUUGCGGAAGAAAAGUCCGUUAUGGCUGCGGGGGAAGAAUACCUGCGAACGCAUCGACGACAGGUGUAG